CUAUAAUAAUAUGGGAUGCUUUAUGAUUGCCACACUACUGUGCCUUGUCUCACUGGAAGCACCAAGAAGAUAGUUGGGAUCUCUACAGUGUCUCGAACAGACCACGGUGUUGCUCAGACACGAGAAUUGCAGUGCACUAAGAUUGCUGUGCCACAGGCAAUUGCUCGUAGUCUGAAUGUUGUAGAAGUAGCGCAUGACAUGCAGCAUCAAGUGUCUCGUUACGUGACCUCUGAUCUGGGACUGAAGAACUCCUUUGAUAUAUGGCAUGGGACCAAGAAUUUGUCAAAGUGUCUCCAGAAGGUUACUCAGGGUCGAGUUAGAGACAAGGGACUGACAUGGUUUCCUGAGCUGGUUGACAAGCAAAAGAGUAUAAAGGUGCAUCUAUACUGGGCUAUGAAGAAUUGUGAUGGUGAUGGCCAGAAGCUUCGUAGUCUGAUAGAAAAUAUCGCUAUGCACUAUCAGGACAACCACCUUGAAUGCCACCCUUCAUCGACUUGUCAUCUCCCUCACUACGCUCCUGGCAAGGAUCUGCUGACUGACCUGGCUACUGUCCAGCAGCUGGAGAAACAAUUGAAGGACACCUACAUCUAUCGCUUCCCAGAGUCCUUCUGUAGGUGUCGUGAUAUGUAUUGGGUGGAAAGUUUCAAUCACCAGCUUCUCUGCUACAUCUCAAAGAGGGUUUUCUCUAUGAGAAUGAACUUGGCUGUGUUGGACUGGAAUGAGAACGUGGGACGAGAGCACACAAGCAAGCGCAAGUUGAAAGACCUUCGGCGACCUGACCGCAGAACUGCCAUGAAAGCUCUCGUCAAGAAAACGUAUCAGUUUGCUUAUGUACUGUGGACCACCUACGUUACAAAGAACAUGACAAGCUUGGAUUUUCUUGAUGAAGAUGAUGGCGAUGAUGGCGAUGAUUCUGAUAUUUUAGAAGAUGGGGAGAUUGUACCUGAUUCAGACAGUGAUUACGAGGGUGAUGAUCCUGGCUGUGUGGGACCAAACGUCUGAUUGUCAUGGCAUGAUGUCUCUCCUGUCAUCUCUUGCAGUGCGCAGCUCCUUUGCUCUCAAGUACUCCUCGUCCUGCCACACCCCAAGUGUGUUCAAACACCUCCAAAACAGCUUGUAGAGCCUGUGUCGCUUCUCUGCAUUGGCUGGAUGUGGGUCACAUGAUCCCUUCAAAAACGUUGGAGGCUGUUGAACGACGCACGGGGCACAGAAACAGUGUGGACAGUGGUUGAGCCUUCUGUGGACGGGCACAUUAUGCUGUAGUGUCUCGUAACCACGAGGAAGAUCGCGCACACUCACAUCUGCUGAAAGAAAGCGAUAAUAAUUGGCUAAGUUGUACACGUAUUGUGAUAUGGUCACUUACCUUGCCUUUCUUCCAGAUCAAUUUCAUUCUCUGGUCUAACCACCCUCUCCCAAACGAUCUCUGCCCUAAACCCUCUUGUUGGCUGGUGAUCACGAAUGAAUUUGUUCAAUUCUGAGAUGAAAACUUGAGGAGGAAUAUCGUCGUAUUCAACUCUAACCUGGAACAAAACUGUGUAUAGCUUCAUAUUGUUUGUAUUGGUCUUACUUUUAUGGUUUUUGCAGCCAUAGUAAGCGCUAGCAAAGAUAAUAUCUCUGUGGAUAGUAUAGCUAGCUGUGUGUGCAAGUCUUGCGGCACAAUUUGAAAUUGUAAUCACUUCCUUCCGGA
Messenger RNA from Halichondria panicea, 1687 nucleotides. RefSeq lists its product as uncharacterized. The coding region runs from base 16 to 1002 and encodes 328 amino acids. NCBI's taxonomy places the organism in Eukaryota, Metazoa, Porifera, Demospongiae, Suberitida, Halichondriidae. The transcript has 10 exons. The record is from RefSeq and is a predicted model, not a curated record.